AUGGACGCGCCAGUCCCUGUCAAGAGAAGGGCCUGUGUGGCCUGCACAGUUGCCAAGGCAAAAUGUACACCGCAGACCACUAAUUUGUGUCAGCGAUGUGGUCGUUUGGGCAAGUCAUGCACAUACCUCGACCUUCCGCAGACGAAACGGAAGCACAAGGUUGCACCAAGGCGUGUGGAGGCGUUAGAACAGAGGGUCGACCAGCUCAUGUCACAGCUGGCUGCCUUGACCCAGCAGAGCAUGAAAACCCCGUCAGAUCAUCUCAACCCGCCCACCAACGACUCGGCCUCUACUCAUGAUCCAGAGUUGGAUUCCGUAGACACCGAUGCUCUGAUAGAUGCUGCUCAAGAUCCUUCACACGGCCCCGACCCGCCUACUACGUCUGCAAUGGAGGGCCAGCCGUCUAUCGUAGAUCGCGGUCUUUUGAGCGAAGCCGAGGGUGAACGAUUGGUUACGAGUUUCAAGUGUGACUUUGUAAACAAAUUUCCCUUUGUAUUGCUUCAACCCGGCGAGACAGCCGAUAGUCUGAGGCGUACACAGCCUUUCCUCUUUUUAUGUGUCGUGGCUGCCACGAUGGGCAGUGUGGUCCCCCUUCGCAGGAUCGUCGCGGAUGAGAUCAUGAAGCAUGUCACAUUAAGAAUCGUGGCACGGUCCGAGAGAAACCUCGAAUUACUCCGUGGUCUGCUCGUGCACAGCGCAUGGUAUUCAUAUCCCGCAGAGAGACAUCACCCACGGCUUCUGCUGUUAAUUCAGUUUUGUGUUUCUAUCUCACAUGAUCUGGGACUGCAUAAAAAGGCUAAUCUAACUUCGGAUGAGCAGCGGGCACUGCUUGGUACAUACUGGCUGUCGUCUAGCCUCUGUGGAACUCUCGGUCGGCCAACUAAUAUGAAGCGGAAUAUUCGAAUAGAUGAGUGCAUACGGAGUUUAGCAUCGACGGAGCAUCUCUCAGAUCGGUUGGUUGCAAACUUCAUUCACCUGCAGUCUUUCUUGGCAACAGUAGAUGAUGUUUACGCUUCAAUACAAGCAAGCGGUGGCAUUGUACAAGUUCAAGUCAUGCAGGGCUCUCUGCAACGACAACUGAAUGAUGUGAAAGCAUCCGUGGAGCAAAGUCGAUCAAACAGCCUUUUACUGACAGAGAGUACAAUACGCAUUGAACUCAAGUUCAUGGAAGUGCGCCUCGAGGAGAUAUCACUUCGAGAGGAGUUAUGGAUUAUGGAACCUGCCAAUGCGGUCCGCAUCAAUAUGCUGAUGAACCUGGUCCAACGGAGUAAGGAGCUCAUCUACACAAUCAGAACCCUAUUGAUGUCGGGAAUUGGGCAAAUGACAAUAACUACACAUGGUCGUCUAUGUACUGCAGUGGGCUACAUUCCCACUGCAGUAUUCAUCCUGCUCAAUCUCAUUACUAGCUCUAUUGAGUCAGCUACGGAAGCCCAAGCCCAAGCUGUUGUUGAUAUGGCAGACUACCCCAAUCUUAUCACAGAGCUUGCCAACACGUUAGAUACAAGGUUUGAGGGCAUGUCUGCUGCAGAAAAAGAUGCAGACGUUGUGGGUAGCCUCUGCUCUAAAAUGAGGCAGCUGGCACGUGCUUACCCCUAUCAAGUCAGAUUCAUCAUUGGACAUGCGUUAUCUCAAGAUGUAAGACAGGACGCGUCCAUGAUGGAAGUUUCCCCCGAUAACAUUGCCAUGACACCACAGGUCUGGCCGUCAAUAUAUGGCGACUUGGAUGGCCUGUUUUCUAUUGAUGAGAUACAGUGGGAUUCCUUAUUAAGCAAUUUUACAGGAAUUACUAGCUAG
Molecule: messenger RNA, 1794 nt
Organism: Penicillium pulvis
Lineage: Eukaryota; Fungi; Ascomycota; Eurotiomycetes; Eurotiales; Aspergillaceae
Product: Zn(II)2Cys6 transcription factor domain-containing protein
Exons: 4
Coding region: 1-1794 (597 amino acids)
Biological process (GO): regulation of DNA-templated transcription
Cellular component (GO): nucleus
Molecular function (GO): DNA-binding transcription factor activity, RNA polymerase II-specific; zinc ion binding; transcription cis-regulatory region binding
Source: RefSeq, a predicted model, not a curated record